GCUUGUUCUUUCUCCAUGUUGGUUGCUUUGUCCAUGGCUGAGAUUUGUUCUUCUUACCCUACUUCUGGGGGUCUCUACUAUUGGAGUGCCAAGCUUGCUGGCCCAAAAUGGUCACCAUUUGCUUCAUGGAUAACUGGCUGGUUCAACAUUGCUGGCCAGUGGGCAGUCACAACAAGUGUGGAUUUUUCACUUGCACAGCUCAUUCAAGUGAUCAUUCUCCUCAGCACUGGUGGAAAAACUGGUGGUGGAUAUGAGGCCUCAAAGUACUCAGUCAUUGCUUUCCAUGGAGGAAUUUUGCUUCUUCAUGCUAUCAUAAACAGUCUUCCAAUAUCUUGGUUAUCUUUCUUUGGACAGUUGGCUGCUGCAUGGAAUAUUUUUGGAGUGUUUGUUCUUAUGAUCCUCAUUCCUUCUGUUGCCACUGAGAGAGCUAGUGUUAAAUAUGUCUUCACUCACUUCAACACUGAUAAUGGGCAAGGAAUCGGCAACUCGGUUUACAUUUUCAUUCUUGGGCUUUUGAUGAGUCAGUAUACAUUAACUGGUUAUGAUGCUUCUGCUCACAUGACAGAAGAAACCAAGAAUGCUGAUAAGAAUGGACCAAGAGGAAUAAUUAGUGCUGUUGGGAUUUCUAUCAUUGUUGGAUUGUGUUACAUACUUGGCAUCACUUUUGCUGUAACCAAUAUCACAUCCCUUUUGGAUGAAAAUAAUGAUUCUGGUGGUUAUGCCAUUGCUGAAAUAUUUUACCAAGCAUUUAAGAGUAGAUAUGGUAGUGGUGCUGGGGGUAUUGUUUGCUUGGGAGUGGUUGCUGUUGCAAUUUUCUUCUGUGGCAUGAGCUCAAUCACUAGCAACUCAAGGAUGGCUUAUGCAUUCUCUAGAGAUGGAGCCAUGCCAUUUUCAUCACUUUGGCAUAAAGUCAACAAACAGGAAGUCCCCAUAAAUGCAGUUUGGCUUUCUGCUUCAAUAUCUUUUUGCAUGGCACUUACGUCUCUUGGAAGCAUAGUGGCAUUUAAUGCAAUGGUGUCCAUAGCUACAAUUGGACUGUACAUUUCUUAUGCUUUGCCUAUCUUCUUCAGGGUAACUCUGGCUCGCAAAUCCUUUGUCCCGGGACCUUUUAACUUGGGGCGAUAUGGAGUCCUCGUCGGUUGGAUUGCGGUGACUUGGGUGGCAAUCAUCUCAAUCUUCUUCUCAUUGCCUGUGGCCUUCCCAGUUACCAUGGAGACACUCAACUAUACACCAGUUGCAGUUGGUGGCUUGUUCAUUCUAAUUGUGUCUUCUUGGUUCUUGAGAGCUAGACAUUGGUUUAGAGGUCCACUUACCAACAUUGAUGCAUGA
Messenger RNA from Humulus lupulus (European hop), 1329 nucleotides. Its product is annotated as amino-acid permease BAT1 homolog. Gene Ontology annotation, cellular component: membrane. Gene Ontology annotation, biological process: gamma-aminobutyric acid transport; transmembrane transport. The record is from RefSeq and is a predicted model, not a curated record. Bases 16 to 1329 code for a protein of 437 amino acids. NCBI's taxonomy places the organism in Eukaryota, Viridiplantae, Streptophyta, Magnoliopsida, Rosales, Cannabaceae. The transcript is spliced from 7 exons. Gene Ontology annotation, molecular function: L-alanine transmembrane transporter activity; L-glutamate transmembrane transporter activity; L-lysine transmembrane transporter activity.